GUCUCGCGCCGGUCACAGGUGGCCACAAAGUGCGUUUCCCAUCAGAUGCCCUCAAAGUGAGAAUCCGCCCCGCCACUCGGGUCACCUGGAUGCGGGCAGAAGCACCUGCUGGCGGAGGACGCACCACCUCACACAGCACUUUUUAUGUUAAUGACCCGCGCGAGCCCUUCCCACCCCCACUUGCCCUUUAGAGCGCGAGAUGAUUGACGGAGUCAGUGUCGGGAGGCAUCUCGGUCACUGGUAACUCGGAUUUUUGGCGAGGUCUCCUUAUCGGCGCAUCGGCUACGAUGUGGAGACUUGUGGUCCUCGGCGGGGUGUGCGUCUGUCUUCUGGGUGCCGAAGGCCGGAGCCGCGGGGGGGAGACGGCGACUUUCCGCCGGGCUCCGCGGGACGGGAGCCCGGGGCAAGUGCGCGCACGCCCCCGGAGAGAGAGCGGCAGCUCGCCAGGUACACCCAAACCUUCCCACGGUCCUCCCUUCGCCCCCUGCCGGCUCCCCCUCACCCCGGCCGAACACCGGGUUCUGGAUGAGAAUACGCACGAGACAGGGUUCAAUGGCGACGACGGCUCCCAUGUAAUUCUCACGUGGGUGGGCGAUGGCACGGGAGUGAUCCUGGUGCUGUCUACCAUCAGCGUCCCUCUCGACACCUUCCUGGAGGGAGGCUCCUCACGACUUUACCGAAGUACGGAUUACGGAAAGUCGUUCCAUGACAUUUCCCACCGGAUCAACAACACUUUCAUAAGGGAGGAGUUUGGCGUCAGUGUUGGACCGGGGAGCUCUGUGAUAUUGACAGCGGACACUCCGGUGGUGGACAACCCAGGAGGGAUCAUCUUCACCUCCACGGAUGCUGGCGCGGGCUUCAAGUUCAUCCAACUGCCCUUCCACUUGGCUCAGCCAAUCACGUACCACUUCCUCAACCCCGACUACCUUGUGGCCCUCAGCAUUGAUGGCGGUCUCUGGCUCUCUCUGGACUUUGGUGCCAAGUGGACAAAGGUUCACGAUGGAGUGCAUUCUUUCUCAUGGGGGGCUGGUGUUAAUUUGUUCUUCAGUUGCAGCCGAGUAGACACAGUUGAGGCAGACGAGAGGGGAGACUUAAUCCUGAAGAGGACAAAGGAUCUGGGGAAGACCUUCACCACAAUCCAUGAGGACAUCUACAGUUUUGGCUACAUAGGAGCCUUUCUCUUCUUCUCUGUGAUGGAAGAUUCGAGAUCCCCUCGUGUCAUGUAUUUCUCAUCAGACCAAGGAGACACCUUCAGUCGAGCGCUGCUGCCUUCUGCUUCCACUGAGCAGUUCUACUCCAUCCUGGAUGGAGAUGAGGAUAUGCUCUUCAUGCAUGUGGACAACCCAGGAGACACCUACUUUGGGACCAUGUACACGUCAGACGACCGUGGGAUCCUGUUCUCCAAAUCACUGGAGCGCCACCUGUUUGAUGGGCAGAGGAAGAGCGAUUUCACCAACAUCACCUCACUGAGAGGAGUAUACCUCACUAAUAAACUGGACGAGGAUGGCCGUAUAAGAUCUGUCAUUUCCUUUAACAGAGGAGGGGCGUGGCGGCAACUUAACAAACCUGAGAAUGUGGACUGCAGAGAGCAAGUUAAGAACUGCAACCUUCAUAUUCAUGGAGAACACAGUCGGAACAACCGAAUAGUUCCCAUGCUGGCUCUGUCCGAGCCAACUGCGGUUGGUCUGGUUAUCGCCCAUGGCACUGUGGGCGAUUCUCUGUCAUCCUCGCUGCACCCAGAUGUGUUCGUUUCCUCAGACGGGGGUUACAACUGGAGGGGGACCCUGAGGGGACCUCACCUCUACAGUAUAUUGGACUCUGGGGGUCUCAUUGUGGCUGUGGAGGCUAGGCGCAAGGGACAAGUCAAGACCAUCAAGUUUUCCACAGACGAGGGCCAGUGCUGGAAGUCGUAUAACUUCACCGAGCAGCCCUUCUUCUUCGCAGGCCUGGCAUCCGAGCCGGGCACCAAGGCCAUGAAUGUCAGUGUGUGGGGCUUCCGGCCCGAGGAAGACGGCCAGCCCAUGUGGGUGACCGUGACCAUUGAUUUCCAGAGCCUCAUUACCAGAGAGUGUAACGACCAGGACUACGAAGAGUGGCUGGCUCACUCUACCGAAGGAGGGGACCCGGAAAGAAACGGCUGUGUCCUGGGUGUCAAGGAGACUUACAGAAGGCUAAAGAAACAAUCUCUCUGCAGAAAUGGGAAAAGCUUUGUGGUGAGCAAGAAGCAAAGCCCCUGCUUGUGUACCAGAGAUGAUUACGUGUGUGACUACGGUUACUAUCGUCACGUGAACACUUCAGAGUGUGUGAGACAGCCCGACGCCGCGAACAAAACUCUGGAGAUCUGUUUGAAUGGAGAGGAGGAUGAGCUGCUGACAGCAGGGUAUCGUAAGGUCCCGAGUGAUAAGUGUGAGGGCGGGUUCACUCCUCAGCUCGCAGUGCAGACAGUCAUCAGACCCUGCGGCGUUAAGCCCAGCCCCGGCCCACCUGCCAGGUCAUCGUCUCCGGACAACGACUUUGACACACCGCGAGAGAGGCUGGUGUUGAUCCUGGUGUGCGCCGGAGCAGGGGUGGUCGUCCUGGUGGCUAUCGUCUCCGCUCUCCUGGCUGUCAAGAGAGUGGUUUAUAGAAACGGGUCACCUAUGUAUCGUUUCUCCAACCUCCAGCAACAGUACGGUGAUAGCUUGGGUACGGCUGAUCUAGAAAGCGCCACCAGCAGCAAUGGCACGGCCUGCCAACAGGACUCGGAUGACGACCUUAUUGAAUGACACAUGACACAUUUAGAUGAAUGUAGUAGAGAUCUCAGGAUUGAAAGCAGCUGUGCAGAAAAAGACUGCCCACUGCAUUUUGUCGGACUGAUCCCUCCUAUUUGGAUGGGAGCAACCUUUGUGGCAAGUCCUGAGGAUUUGAAUGACAAGCAUGGAAAUGUCAAAUGUCUUCAACUACUGAUCUGAACAUCAAUUCAUUGCAUUACUUUGCGUACUCUUU
This is a messenger RNA of Xiphias gladius (swordfish), 2985 nucleotides long. Its product is annotated as sortilin. The coding region runs from base 288 to 2765 and encodes 825 amino acids. The record is from RefSeq and is a predicted model, not a curated record. The transcript has 21 exons. NCBI's taxonomy places the organism in Eukaryota, Metazoa, Chordata, Actinopteri, Istiophoriformes, Xiphiidae. Gene Ontology annotation, biological process: Golgi to endosome transport; endocytosis; vesicle organization. Gene Ontology annotation, cellular component: membrane; Golgi apparatus. Gene Ontology annotation, molecular function: protein binding.